UCCUCCAGUAGGAAGGGCGCAUCCCGCAGAGCUAGCAGGCUAGCUGAACUCAACUCAACCAUGGCAGUUAACCUCAGCAAAAACGGCCCUGCAAUAACUGCAGCGUACAAAGAGGUGGUGGACGAAAAAUCCGACACAAACUGGGCUUUGUUCACCUAUGAGGGAAACAGCAACGACAUCCGCUUGGCAGAGAAGGGCGAUGGAGGACUGGAGGAGCUGGUUGAGGAGUUGAAUAGUGGAAAAGUGAUGUACGCUUUCUGCCGAGUGCAGGAUCCAAAUUCUGGUCUGCCGAAAUAUGUCCUUAUUAACUGGACGGGGGAAGGUGUCAAGGAUGCGAGAAAAGGAAUUUGUGCCAAUCAUGUGAGCUCCAUGGCCAAUUUUCUAAAGGGGGCUCAUGUUACGGUAAACGCCCGAGCAGAGGAGGACGUGGAGCCUGAGGUGAUCAUGCAGAAGGUGGCCAAAGCUUCAGGAGCCAACUACAGUUUCCACAAAGAAUCUUCCAGUCGCUUCCAGGAUAGUGGCCCUCAGGGUCCAGUGGGGUCAGUUUACCAGAAGACAAAUGCAAUGUCUGAAAUCAGGAAGACCAACAAGGACACAUUCUGGGCACAGGCAGAGAAAGAAGAGGAGCGGCGUCGUGUGGAGGAGCGACGCAAGGCUGACGAGGAGCGGCAGCAUCUGGAGAAGGAAAGGAAAGACAGAGAAGCCAAAGAAGCAGCACUGAGGGAUAAAAGGGACAAAGAGAGAGCCAAGGAAAUCGAUGAGCAGAAGAGGUACCAGCAGCAGCAGGAGGCGCUGAGAAAAGAGGAGAAACAUCAGCGGGAGGAGCAGGAGGACAGAGACGCAGUUCGGACGAAGGCAGUCAGGCGGGGUGAAUCUGUGGAAAAGGCCAACGAGGCAGCUUCCCUCAUCUCCCAGAGAACCGUGAACCCCAGAGAGAUGUUCAAGCAGAGGGAGAGGGGCAUCACUCCCAGUGACUCCGAUGUUCCAGCAGCAGCUCCUUCCAGCCCUCAGCCAGGGCGCCUGCAAAGCCCUUUUCUGUCUAAGCCAGUGUAUGAGUCAGAACCAGCCAGCUCACCUCAGCGCCAAGUCUCUCCUGAGCCAGCGCGCUCCGCCUCUCCUGUGCGUGCCUCAGAGCCAGAUGUGGAUGAUGGACAGUCCAGGUGUGAGUAUGAUGAGCAGGAAGUGGCUCCAGAGGAGACAAGGAAAGGUGAGGGUCGUCUUAAAAACUCCCAUACACCCACCCUGCUUUCAUUCGUUGGCCUCUCUGUCACUUGUUUGUCACUGCGGGAUCCGUUGCUGCCUCCUGCUGGUUGUUCUUUCUCACGCACGUUUCGUUUUGCAGCUGACCACGCUGAUGUCCAGGAGGUGGUCUAUGAUGAGCCCGAGCCUCAGGUGGAGGAUAAUAAUCUUUAUGAGGUCCCCAGUGAAGAGACGUCGGAGAGAGGCAUCUGUGCCAGGGCGUUGUACGACUACCAGGCUGCGGACGACACAGAGAUCUCCUUCGACCCCGACGAGAUAAUCACAGGGAUCGAGAUGAUCGACGAGGGCUGGUGGCGAGGCUACGGUCCAGACGGCCAUUUUGGAAUGUUCCCAGCCAACUACGUGGAGCUCAUCUAGGCCAGCUCUGCUCCGGGUCCGAGCGGCUCUCUGCAGGAAACAGACGCAGCUACGAACCUCCUCACGACUGUGCCGCUGAGGAGAAACAACGGCAACAAGCCUCUUCGCUGUGGACGGUUUCAUCAAAAGUCUAUUUUUAGUUUGGAAAAUGAUCAAAGCAGGAUGUUGUUUUGGUUUUGUGAAAAUUCCUCCUCAUUUCCUGGUUCUAUUCACGAUGAUGAUGUAUUAGGGUCACUGUGAGUUACGUUUCACCCGCUCAAACAUAUAAGGUGCUGGAGUAUAACUAAAGUCCCUCAGGUAGUAUUAUGGAAAAAAAAUAAUAGUACAUAUUUUUUUGCCGUUUUCAUGAAACAAAUAUAUGUAUAUAUAUAUAAAAACUGUGACUCGUAUUGGCAGUACCAUAAACCCUGGAAUAGACUGACUGGAGCUGCUGGAGAGCGACUCUGCUGUGACCCUAACUCACCACCGUACUUCACCUAUAAAUGUGAUGCAGUCGAGUUGAGUCAGUCUUGAGUUGUGUGCAUUACUGGUAUCCCCCACCACAGUGUAUGUACUCCUCCACCGGGCGUCAAUCAUGGUAGCAAUGAUUUCUUUUCCAAGAGGAUGAGACCUCAAAGACAAGCGACACCAGUGUGACUCUUUGCCUUCUUUUUGCCUUAUAGCUAGACUGAAUGCUCCUAUUCCUUUGGUGACCAAACCUUUUCUCCAGUGUGACUUUCUGAUCUGCCUGGUUGAUGUGAUUCUUUGGUGACUCUGGAAAGUGAUAGAGAACUGUGCAUUGUUUUUUUUUUUUUUUUUUGGUUUUAGCAUUUCUUGACUCAUCGGAACCAAACCAUUUCAACUUUAUUCUUGUUUGAUAUCUCGCUGGUCUGAGGUUGUGUUGAAGCUUAAAUUAAUGUGUGGUGCCAUUACGUGUGCUUUCCCUCCUGCAGGCGCUAGGUGACAUUCCAGUUUGACUAUUAUGACGGUUCAUUAAAAAAAACAACUUGCUUCGCAAACAUUUCAACUCAGUUUGGGGCUGAACUGAGGAUUAGAACCAUGCAACAUUUCUUAAUGCCGAGUUUAUUGUACCACACCGACAUUCCUCAUCAUGAAAUAAAGAAACAAGCUUUGUUUGUA
Molecule: messenger RNA, 2736 nt
Organism: Synchiropus splendidus (mandarinfish)
Lineage: Eukaryota; Metazoa; Chordata; Actinopteri; Syngnathiformes; Callionymidae
Gene: dbnlb
Product: drebrin-like b
Exons: 14
Coding region: 61-1617 (518 amino acids)
Biological process (GO): regulation of actin filament polymerization; positive regulation of dendritic spine morphogenesis; postsynaptic actin cytoskeleton organization
Cellular component (GO): site of polarized growth; postsynaptic membrane; postsynaptic density
Molecular function (GO): actin filament binding
Source: RefSeq, a predicted model, not a curated record